GGCUCUGCCCACUAUGACUCAUUUGCUCCUAUUGGAAACGACCUGCUAUGGUCUCUUGGUUUAGUUAGAAAAAAUAAUCUUUGACUCGAGUCUUUUUUUCGUUAUCAACCACCGGCAUGCGCAGUGCGCAUGUUUAUUCACACUUCCUGGUCCGGAAUUUGGAAAACUGCACGACAGGAGCGGGGUGAAAAGUACAGCAGUGCAUAGUGGACCCAUAGGGCAGUGAUCCGCAAAGACACUUCGGGACCUACUCAACUACCGCAGGUGGAAUGACGUUCUGGUGAUCUGGGUAUGGAAAGCUGGGCCUUUUGUUGUCGGCUCUGGGUGACAUGAAAUUUCGCUGCGGUCGCUACCCCGUGCCAACUCUACGACCAUGGCCUCGCCACUGCCCCCCUGCACAGCUGUCAUAUACUCUGCCCUGGCAAUCGUCGCUCUUCUCCUGCUCACCGCGACUGCUGUGAAUGCCUCCCAAGGCGACAAGGAGCCAGUUUACCAAGACUGUGUCACGCAAUGUGUCCGGACCAACUGCACCGGAGCUCGGCUCAGAGGUUUUCAGUCUACACAGGCGCCUUACAUGGCGCUGACAGGCUGGACGUGUCGUGAUGACUGCCGGUACCAGUGCAUGUGGCAAACAGUGGGACUUUACCAGGCUGAAGGCUACAGCAUCCCACAGUUCCAUGGAAAGUGGCCAUUUGCGCGGUUCCUGUGCUUUGAGGAGCCAGCAUCUGCUCUGGCCUCUCUGCUCAACGGCCUGGCCUGCCUUCUGAUGCUGCUGCGCUACCGCAGCUCUGUGCCACGCCAGAGCCCUAUGUACUACACCAUCACCGCCUUCUCUCUGGUUUCUCUCAAUGCUUGGUUCUGGUCCACAGUGUUCCACACCCGGGACACCUAUCUCACCGAGAAAAUGGACUACUUCUGUGCAUCUGCUGUCAUCCUCUACUCCAUCUACUUAUGCUGUGUGAGGACGUUGGGGCUGAAGAGGCCGGGGGUGUCCAGCAUGGUAGGGGUUCUGCUCAUCCUGGCCUUCACCUCCCACGUGUCUUACCUGACCUUCGUCAGCUUCGACUAUGGUUACAACAUGGCUGCCAACGCCACCAUAGGCAUAGUGAACCUGCUGUGGUGGCUGUGUUGGUGCUGGCAGAACCGGCGGACACUGCCCUACUGGUGGAAGUGUGGCGUGGUGGUGGUGCUGCUCCAUGGCCUGGCCCUGCUGGAGUUGCUCGACUUCCCGCCGCUGUUCUGGGUCCUGGAUGCCCAUGCAGUCUGGCACCUCAGCACUGUGCCUGUGCAUUUCCUCUUUUACAGUUUCUUGAUAGACGACAGUCUCCAUCUACUCAACACAGAGAAGACUGGUGUGAAACUGGAGUAGCAGGAGCUCGUCACCACUUAACCCCACCUCUUUCCUCACUCACCAAUCAAGGCAGCCGGACACCAGAAUGGGGUGGAGCUCAGUCGCCAUGGCUACCUGCACAGCACCUGCGCAUCUAUGAAUUCCAUCAAAGUAUAGACUUUUUUGUUGUUGUUGACCGUUUCAUGUUUUUUGGGGGGUUGUUGAAAUUAUUUGGAGUAUUUAUUUUUCACAUGAGAUUUUUCUUGACUUGAAUGAUGUUUGCAUUCAGUAAGCUUUGCCUUGUAUAGAGUGAGAAAUAAGGCCCCUUUGUCAUCAAACUUGAUCUAAAUACUAUAUUGAUUCAUAGAAUCCUGGACAUUUACACAGUAGACUCAAUGCACAUUGGGUAUCCACCGGCAAUCGUACGCAUGCAUAUCGAUUUGAUUGAAGGCCUCUUAGUUAGUCCCAUAACAGGCACGGAACACAUUAGCUGUGUCAAAAUCGGGCAGACAUUUUGAAAGUGAUCAAAAACGGGCCUUCAUUCCUGGGUCAUGUUCAAUAGGCACGAAACGGAAGAAAGUAGUCUAAAACGGAGAGGUUCCAUCUGAACUUGUCCAAUGAGAAACGGUGUGCCCUAAUUAACAUAACCCUCUUGUCCAUGAGGUCACGGUUUAAGUUUACAUUAUAGAAGCUGCAGCCACCAGAUGGCUCCACUACCACCCAUAAGUGGAAUCCACUCUCGGCACAACACUGCAUGUGCCCAAGUCUGUCUGUGCCAAAAGUGGCCUUACAUACACAGGGAGAGAGGUGCCCGCUGUCAGGGUGGGGGUGCCAGCAUAUUGUUCUGGAGUGUGGGGGAAGGGGACCAGGGAGUAUGUUUGGAGGCCAUUCCAGCUGACUUUUUUUCUCUCUCUCGCCAUCUCACCUUUAUUUUUGCGCCUAUGCUAUUUCCAUUGCUGCUUCUUUUAGUUGAUAUUCUUUUAAAAUGGAUUUUCAAGUGAGUAUUUGUAUUUGUUGCCAUUUAGGAUUUAUUUGACAUUGUGUUGAUUGGUUUUCUCGGUUAUGAUCACUUUAUUUUUUUUUUUGUGGGGGUGUGUUAUCAUUUAAUGGAAGUCUUAUUUUAAUUCACCUUGAUUGCCUUUCUGUGUGAGGGGGGGGGGGAAAAGGAGAGAUGGGAGCAGGACAAUAGGAUAGAAGUAUAGAGUUGUGGGCAGGGGGAGUGUACUGUGCAGUGAACCUAUUGUACUUAACAAGUGAGGGUCAGACACAGGGGGUGACUGACACCUGGUUUACUGUGUGCCCCGCCCCCAGUUUUGGAUGUGUUUGGAUGCAUUGCACCCAUGGUCUCAAUAUCACACACUACUCGAUGCUGAGAUGCUACCACACCACUCUGGAGAAUGUUUUCUCUCCACUUUUGCCUUACAUGUAUGUAACACCCUGCCUUGUCAUUUUGUUGUUUGUGUAUGUCCAUUACACAAUCUGUAGGCUUGGUAACUUAUUACCAUUUCCUUUGCCACAUUUAACCAUCUGCCUUUCCUAUGUUGCUCUCUAGAACUAAACAUUUGGCAACUAAAUUGUAAUAGCUUGAAUUCAUACAAAGUAUGCCUCUUUCCAUGUGUUUGCUGUGCCAUAGUUAUGUGCACUUUGUAUGCAUGUAACCGUGUGUGUGCAUUCUAAAUUCUGUCCACGCCUUUGUAUGUGAGCAUGUGAACAAUGAAGAGUAUGUGUCGCUCAUGCCUCUCCUCAAGGUUCUGUUAUUGCUGAGAGAGCUAAUAUAUAUAUAUAUAUAUGAGAGACCCCCUGUGUGUGGCUUCACUGAAAGCCAGAGGAAGUGAUAUGUGGGGGAAGAGGGUUUCAGGAAUAGUAACAGAGGACUUAGAUUAAAAACAGUUUUGUUCUGAAUCAUAUUAUUUGCUUUAUUAUUUUGUUCCCCAUGUGCUUUUUAUAAACCAUUGACAUUCA
Molecule: messenger RNA, 3292 nt
Organism: Oncorhynchus mykiss (rainbow trout)
Lineage: Eukaryota; Metazoa; Chordata; Actinopteri; Salmoniformes; Salmonidae
Gene: pgap3
Product: post-GPI attachment to proteins phospholipase 3
Biological process (GO): GPI anchor biosynthetic process
Cellular component (GO): endoplasmic reticulum membrane
Molecular function (GO): hydrolase activity, acting on ester bonds
Source: RefSeq, a predicted model, not a curated record